CAGGCAGGCGGGGCCAGGCCAGCAUUAGGAGUGAGCGAGUCUGUCUGCUGCCUCCAAGCAAGCCACUGCACUGCUGACUGCAGACACAGGCCUCACCAUGAAGCUGAUCCUCCUGACCUGGGUGCUGCUGCUGCUGCUGCUGGCGACAGUCCCCGGCCCAGGGCCCAGGCCUACAGCAGGUGCUCGAGAGAGCUGCUCCCUACGCUGUGGGGACCGGAAUGGGACCUGCUCCUGCCACCCGACCUGCUUAGGCCUUCACACCUGCUGUCUAGACUUCCAUGACUUCUGCCUGGAGAUCUCACCUUCCUCGGGCUCCAUGAUGGGUGGCAAGGACUUCGUGGUGCAGCAUUUCCAGUGGUUGGGAUCCAAAGGAGAUGUGAUCUGCAGGUUUAAGGACAGCAUCGAGGUCCUUGGCCAUGUGGACUCCUUGGGGCAAGUGCACUGCGUGUCACCCUUGCUCUAUGAGACUGGCCGCAUCCCCUUCACCAUCUCAAUGGACAGUGGCCACUCCUUCCUUCGUGCAGGCACCUGGCUGGCUGCACACCCUUACAAAGUGUCGCAGUCAGAGAAGGGCCAACUGGUGAACGAGACCCGCUGGCAAUACUAUGGCACCCCAGGCACCACCACAGGGAACCUCAGUCUCACCUGGAACACCUCAGUGCUGCCCACGAAGACUGUCGCCAUUGAGCUCUGGGGCUACGAGGAGACAGGGAACCCGUACUCAGGGAACUGGACAUCACAGUGGUCAUAUCUGUACCCCCUGGCCACAGAUGCCCCCAACUCUGGCUUCUUUACUUUCACUCCCAAACCUGCACUUGCCGCCCAUCAGAGAUGGAGAGUAGGCGCUCUGCGGAUCAUCUCCAGCAAACACUACAGAGGGGAGAAGGAUGUGCUGGCAAUCUGGACCAAUGAUCAUGCACUGGCCUGGCACCUGGGUGAUGACUUCCGGAACGACUCAGUGCGCUGGGCCCGUGCCCAGUGCCUGGCCUGGGAGGAGCUGGAGGAUGGGCUGCCCGACUUCCUAAAGGAGCUGCCCGACUGUCCCUGUACCCUGGCCCAGGCCCAGGCUGACUCUGGCCGCUUCUUUGCAGACUACGGCUGCGACAUUGGGCAGGGCAGCGCUUGCACCUACCAUCCAGGGGCUGUGCACUGUGUCCGCUCUGUGCAGGCCAGCCCCAACUACGCCUCCGGCCAGCAGUGUUGCUACAGGAAAGAUGGCACCCAGCUCCUGACAGCUGACUCCAUCGGCGGCAGCACGCCUGACCGUGGUCAUGACUGGGGCGCACCUCCAUACCGCACGCCACCCCGCGUGCCCACCUUGUCCCACUGGCUCUAUGAUGUCAUGAGCUUCUACUACUGCUGCCUCUGGGCACCUGAGUGCUCCCGAUAUAUGCGGCGGCGGCCUUCCAGUGACUGCCGCACCUACCGGCCCUCACGCCUGGCCUCUGUCUUUGGGGAUCCCCACUUCCUCACCUUCGACGGCGCCAACUUCACAUUCAAUGGGCGCGGCGAGUACGUGCUGUUGGAGGGGGAGGCGGACAGGAAGGACCUGAGGGUUCAGGGAAGAACGGAGCCUGCGACAAUGACCAAUGGCACCCAGGCCCGUGGCACAGGGCUGACGGCAGUGGUUGUACAGGAGGGCAGCUCAGAUGUGGUGGAAGUUCGGCUGGCUGGCGGGUCUGGGGUCCUGGAGGUGCUGCUGAAUUCCGAGGUGCUCAGCUUUGCCGAGGUGGACUGGAUGGACCUGAAGGGCUUGUUCCUGUCAGUAGCUGCUGAGGACAAAGUGUCAAUCAUGUUGUCAUCGGGGGCUGGCCUGGAGGUCAGCAUCCAGGGCCCUUUCCUGAGUGUGGCUGUCCUGCUGCCUGAGAAGUUCCAGAACCACACUCGGGGCCUCCUUGGAACAUUCAAUAACAACCCUGCUGAUGAUUUCACCCUGCGAAGUGGGAAGGUCCUUCCUCUGAACGCCAGUGCCCAGGAAUUGUUCCAAUUUGGGGCUGAAUGGGCCGUGCACAACGCCUCCUCCCUGUUCACAUAUGACUCCUGGGUCUUGGUCAGCAACUUCCUGUACAAACCCAAGCAUGACCCCACCUUCAAGCCCCUCUUCCCCAAUGAGAUUGUCCUCAGCUCUGGACAGGCAGAAGAGGCAGCCAAGCUGUGUGGGGAUGACCAUUUCUGCAAGUUUGAUGUGGCGGCCACUGGGAGCCUGAGCAUGGGCAAUGUGACACGGAAGGCCCACCAGAUGCACUGCGAUCGCCUCCAGAGCCUGCAGCAUGAGGUAUCCUGUGGCUGGCUGGCCGCCCCUUCCAAUGGCCACAAGGAAGACUUCAAGUACCUGAUGGGCUCUACCAUCCGCUUCCACUGUGAGAGUGGCUACAGCUUGGCUGGAGCAGAGACCAGCACCUGCCAGGCUGAUGGCACCUGGUCCGCACCCACCCCACAGUGCCAGUUAGGACGGAGCUACACAGUGCUGCUGAGCAUCAUCUUUGGAGGCCUGGCGGCGGUGGUGCUGGUCACUGUCAUCUAUGUGCUGCUGCGGCGCAGGAAGGGCAUGAACCUGUGGAGUUCUCAUCCCUGAGACUGGAGCACACUCGGGCAGCAACACAGGUUCAUGUCAGGGUCACCAGGACCCAGACUCCCAGGAGAAGGCUGUCUAACAAUCACAUGUACACCAAGUCUAUGGUUUCCAGAUCCCUAGAACUAGGCACCCAAUACCUGGGUUUUUAAUUCCUGUGGACCCAAGACCCAGUGCCUGAUCCAUCUCAGCUCUGAGGCACAAUGCCUGCACCUUGCUUUGUUCCCCUAUUACUCAAGGCUGUAAUUCCUUAGACCUGAGACUUCAUACUCUGGAAUUCUAAUAGCUGUGUCCUGAGCCCUAACACAUCUGUAUCAGAAACUCAAAUUCCAAUACCUCACUCCCUGUAGCCUGGUGGUGACCCUGAUCCCUGACAGAGACCUGCCCUCCUCACCCUGUGGGGCCCCCCAAUGCCAAGGCGCUUUGGAUUUUGCACCUCCAGCCCAGCCUGAGACCCCUGGUGGGCCCAGCCCCAGGGCGAGGAGAGGCCUUAGGACCCCUAGCAAGGACUGCAAUGAUGGGAGGAACCAAACUCCACACUCCACACUCCGGGUUUAUAUUUCUACCUCUUCUGGAAUGUCGCUUGGUAACACCCCUCCCUGUCUGUAUGAGGAGAAAACAAGCUCCCUGUGUCCCUUC
Messenger RNA from Heterocephalus glaber (naked mole-rat), 3211 nucleotides. RefSeq names its product sushi domain containing 2 (gene Susd2). The record is from RefSeq and is a predicted model, not a curated record. NCBI's taxonomy places the organism in Eukaryota, Metazoa, Chordata, Mammalia, Rodentia, Bathyergidae.